Molecule: messenger RNA, 764 nt
Organism: Brassica napus (rape)
Lineage: Eukaryota; Viridiplantae; Streptophyta; Magnoliopsida; Brassicales; Brassicaceae
Product: protein LURP-one-related 10
Exons: 3
Coding region: 73-657 (194 amino acids)
Source: RefSeq, a predicted model, not a curated record
AAAAGAGAACAAUCUCAAUCUUAAUCUUAUUCAAGAAUCACAAAAAGGUAAAGAGAGAGAUUCAUUAGAAAAAUGGCGAUCGUGGGCCCUCAAUUUUGCGCACCGUACCCGGUAGAUUUGGGUAUCGUACGUAAGGUUAUGACGAUAACAGACGGUAACUUCGCCGUCACAGACGUCAACGGAAACCUCCUUUUCAAAGUGAAAGAACCAUUGUUUAGCCUCUCCGACAAAAGGUUCUUACUAGACGCUUCAGACAAUCCGAUUAUGACGUUGAGAGAAAACAAGGUGAGCCUGCACGAUAGGUGGCAAGUAUUUAGAGGGAAGAGUACAGACCAAAAAGAUUUGGUGUACACGUUGAAACGAUCGUCAAUGAUUCAAUUGAUGAAGCCAAAGCUAGACGUGUUUUUGGCUCAAAACAAGGAAAUGAAGAUAUGUGACUUCCAUGUUAAAGGAAGUUGGAUCGAUCGAUCAUGCGUCGUCUACGCCGGCAAAUCUGAUGCCAUUGUUGCUCAGAUGCACAAGAAACAUACCGCGCAGAGCAUAUUAAUAGGGAAGAGUAACUUCUCGGUCACGGUUUAUCCGAACGUUGAUUAUGCUUUUAUAGUCUCUCUCAUUGUAAUUCUCGAUGACAUUAACCGAGAAGAUUCUGAAGACUAAACACACAAUUUUAAUGGAAUGAUUCUUGUUUUGUAAUAGUAUGAAAUAAGAAUUCGUGAAUCUUGAGGUUUUGUAUUGAUAUGAAUAUGAUAGGGCUUUUUGCAGAA